Messenger RNA from Orycteropus afer afer, 1306 nucleotides. The record is from RefSeq and is a predicted model, not a curated record. Lineage: Eukaryota; Metazoa; Chordata; Mammalia; Tubulidentata; Orycteropodidae.
CUCCUCACUCCCAACAAUGGCGGCUCCGAGCCCGAGCGGCGGCGGCGGCUCUGGGGGCGGCAGCAGCAGCGGCGCCCCGGGCUCCGUAGGGUCCCCGGCGCCGGGCCACCCGGCCGUCAGCAGCAUGCAGGGUAAACGCAAAGCACUGAAGUUGAAUUUUGCAAAUCCACCUUUCAAAUCUACAGCAAGGUUUACUCUGAAUCCCAAUCCUACAGGAGUUCAAAACCCACACAUAGAGAGACUGAGAACACACAGCAUUGAAUCGUCAGGAAAACUGAAGAUCUCCCCUGAACAACACUGGGAUUUCACUGCAGAAGACUUGAAAGACCUUGGAGAAAUUGGACGAGGAGCUUAUGGUUCUGUCAACAAAAUGGUCCACAAACCAAGUGGGCAAAUAAUGGCAGUUAAAAGAAUUCGGUCAACAGUGGAUGAAAAAGAACAAAAACAACUUCUUAUGGAUUUGGAUGUAGUAAUGCGGAGUAGUGAUUGCCCAUAUAUUGUUCAGUUUUAUGGUGCACUCUUCAGAGAGGGUGACUGUUGGAUCUGUAUGGAACUCAUGUCUACCUCGUUUGAUAAGUUUUACAAAUAUGUAUAUAGUGUAUUAGAUGAUGUAAUUCCAGAAGAAAUUUUAGGAAAAAUCACUUUAGCAACUGUGAAAGCACUAAACCACUUAAAAGAAAACUUGAAAAUCAUUCACAGAGAUAUCAAACCUUCCAAUAUUCUUCUGGACAGAAGUGGAAAUAUUAAACUCUGUGACUUUGGCAUCAGUGGACAGCUUGUGGACUCCAUUGCCAAGACAAGAGAUGCUGGGUGUAGGCCAUACAUGGCACCUGAAAGAAUAGAUCCAAGUGCAUCACGACAAGGAUAUGAUGUCCGUUCUGAUGUCUGGAGUUUGGGGAUCACAUUGUAUGAGUUGGCCACAGGUCGAUUUCCUUAUCCAAAGUGGAAUAGUGUAUUUGAUCAACUAACACAAGUCGUGAAAGGAGAUCCUCCACAGCUGAGUAAUUCUGAGGAAAGGGAAUUCUCCCCAAGUUUCAUCAACUUUGUCAACUUGUGCCUUACGAAGGAUGAAUCCAAAAGGCCAAAGUAUAAAGAACUUCUGAAACAUCCCUUUAUUUUGAUGUAUGAAGAACGUACCGUAGAGGUCGCAUGCUAUGUUUGUAAAAUCCUGGAUCAAAUGCCAGCUACUCCCAGCUCUCCCAUGUAUGUCGAUUGAUAUCGCUGCUACAUCAGACUCUAGAAAAAAGGGCUGAGAAGAAGCAAGACAUAAAGAGUUUUCAUCCUGUAUCACAGUGUUUUUAUUGCU